AUGGCGCCAGCGCGCCCUCCAGUGGCCGCCGAGGGAGUGGGAGACCCGAAUCUGCGUGCCUUACUUCCCCACCUUCCCAGGCCACCUUCCAGCUCCUCUCCAAAAGCUGUGCUCGGUUCUGUUCCAGAAAAGCAUCUUGAGGAAGCAGAUGAAGUUGACUCCGUUCUCCUUUCAGCAUCCAAGAGCCUAAAUACCUCUGAGGGGGUAAAAGAAAGUGGCGGCAGUGAACCAGAAUAUGGCUGCUUAUCGGAAUCAGAAAAUCAAAUCCAACCUCAAUCAGCACUGAAAGUCCUUCAACAUCAGCUGGAAUCAUUCCAGGCUCUGCAAAUGCAGACUUCGCAGAAUGUUAGCAUGGUACAGUCUGAAAUUAGUGAAAUAUUGAACAAAAGUAUAAUUGAAGUAGAAAACCCACAAUGUAACUCAGAAAAAAAUCUAGCAUUCAGCACACAUACUGAAAAGGAUUUGCCUAUGGAGAAGCAAGAAGUCAUUUCUAUGGAGAAAACUGAUCAUUUUGAGGAUCACAAGACUCUUCAUUCAAUGGAAGAAAACUUCAAUAGUAAUAAUGGAAACAGUCUCUCUAAGACCAUAAAUAUUCCAUCCCAGAUACAUUUCAAAGACAUGUUAGCUGUCCAGAAUUUGAGAACUGGAACAGAUAGCUCAGCUUCUGACAAAAUUAUGCACACCUCUGAAAAUUCUAACAUGGUGAAGAAUUAUAGUCUUUGUCAUUUUCUGCCUUCAGUUCUUCAAAAUGUGAAGCCUCAAUCUGGUCCUGUAGUUCUGGACAAAUCCACAAUCCCUCUCCCUUUUCUGAAGCAUGGAUUUUGUGAAAACUUGGAUGACAUUUGCCACUCUAUUAAACACAUGAAGGAGCAACUUCAAAAGUCCCAUGACAAGGAACUGGCACUUACAAAUGAACUUCACACUUUAAAAACCAAUACACAUACUGUUACUCAUGGUAAAUAUGAGCUGUCUCCCAUUCAUAACUCAAAAAUAAACUUUAUUGAGGAAGAAAACAUGGAAGGUAACCUAAGUGAGGAUAUAAAAUUAAGGAGAACUUCUGAACUAGAGACAUUAGUAAGCAAAUUACUCCCACUCAAGGAAACAGUGCCAAGAUUGCAUGUGAAUUUUUGUAGGAAAUAUAAAAAACUAUCUAAGAGUGAAAAAUGCCAGGGGAAAAAGAAUGAGAAAAAUAAAAAUGUUCCAAUUACCAGCAAAAAUAUUACAGAUUUCAAGUUCCACUCCAGAGUACCAAGACACACACUGUAACUGAUUGACCAAAUGAAACAUAAAGUGAAAGACACAGAGGGGCAGCCAUUUGUAGUAAGCCAAGGAUCAAUAAUAUUUGAAAAUAAGAAAACACCCAAAGUCAACUCUGUCACUGGGCAGUGUGUUGCCAAAAUUCAUUAUUUACAGAAUUACUUAAAAGAAUCCAUGCAGAUACAGCAAAAAGUAACAGAACUAGAGAAUGAAAAUCUAGCCUUAAAGGCCAAAAUGAAACCACUUAUCUUUACUACACAAGCCCUGAUACAGAAAAUUGAAACAUAUGAAAAGCAACUUAAGAAUCUGGUUAAAGAAAAGAGCACUAUUCAGUCCAAGUUAAUUACAACAGAAGAACAAAACAAAGACUGCCUUAGAGAACUUAAGAAAAUAAUCAGUAAGUAUAAUGUUCUUGGGGGCCAAAAUAAAAUGGUAGAGGAGAAAAACAGUCAACUUUCCUUGGAGAGGCAACAAAUGGUAGACACAUUAGAUCACCUAAAAAAUAAAGAGCACAAAACUCAAAGCUAGAUGGCCAUUCUCAAAAAUGAAAACAAUCAAAUGAAUAUAGAAAUGGAGGCCAUGAAAACAAAUGCUCUCUUGAUACAAGAUGAAAAAGAAAUGUUAGAGAAAAACACACACCAGCUCCUGAAGGACAGAACUUCACUUGAAAAUGAACUGAAGGAAAGCCAUUUAGAGAUCACACAACUCAAAGAGAAAGAAGGACUGGCAAAAACCGAGCUAGAGUUGCUUCUUCAAAUACUAGAAACAGCUAAAAAGGAAAAACUAGAUCUGGAGACAACACUACAAGAUUCUACCUCUGCUAGGCAAAUGUUGGAAAGAGAAAUGGAGAGUAUUCAGACCUACCAAUCUGCUGCAGAAGAGAAUUUCCUGAAAGAAGUUAAAAGUGCAAAAUCAGAAACAAACAUUUACAAAAACAACUUGGAAGAAAUUAGCAAGGAAUGUGAAAUGCUAUCACAAAUGGUCUUGGAAAUUAAGACAGACAACGAGAUUCUGAAAGAAGAACUAAAGAAGCAUAGUCAAGAAAACACAAAAUUUGAAAGCAGCAUCAGUAGACCUACUGAAGACAAAGUGCUUUUAGAAAACUACAUAAGUAUAGAAAAUGAAAGGGAUACCUUAAAAUUUGAGAUGCGAAACCUUCAAUGAGAGUAUUUGAAUUUAAGUGAUAAAAUUUGCAGUCACAACAAUGUUCUAUCAAAAUUGGCUUAUAUUUCAAGAAGAGAGAAAUUCUAUUUUGACAACUAUGAUGCUUAUGAAGACAAUUCCAGUCCAAGGAGUGGGCCUUUGGCUCCUGAUAGGAAAGGAAUUUCAAGUAAACUGUACCAAUGGCUUCCAUCCAAGAUAUGCAAAUAA
Nannospalax galili (Upper Galilee mountains blind mole rat) is the source of this 2628-nucleotide messenger RNA. It is a transcript of the gene Ccdc110, whose product is annotated as coiled-coil domain containing 110. Gene Ontology annotation, cellular component: cytoskeleton. The record is from RefSeq and is a predicted model, not a curated record. Lineage: Eukaryota; Metazoa; Chordata; Mammalia; Rodentia; Spalacidae.